AAAUUUGAUAAUGUAUACAAUAAUCUGAAGGAUAGGAUUGAGAAAAAUGCUGAUAGGCAUGAUGUUCUUUUUAUUAAACAUCAAAAUCUCAAUAAUGCUCAAGGAUUGAAUUCCAGAACUAUAUUUUUUAAGCCGAAAAAAAAGCAAAUAACAAUUCCUCCUUCAUUAACGGAUUGUAAAAGGGGUUAUAUUUCUUUGGUACGUGCUAGGUAUGAGUUGAGGGCAGAAGAUCCACUUCCAGAUUUAUAA
Scutellospora calospora is the source of this 249-nucleotide messenger RNA. Lineage: Eukaryota; Fungi; Glomeromycota; Glomeromycetes; Diversisporales; Gigasporaceae. The record is from the annotation of a GenBank genome assembly.